UGUUUCUAAUAGAGGAAGUAGAAUUCAUUCCAUUCUUGGUUUUUCGAAAUGAAAACAUAUUAUUUACAAAAUAAAUGAACAUUAAACGAAUUUUUGUUUUGAUUAUUGGUUAAACACUGCAAAAAUUGCUAAGUGAAAUAUUUUUGCAACAGAAAAACUAGGAGAAAAUGUCCUUGCUACGACAGUGUGGAGCCACUUUACGGCGUCAGAAUGGAGUGCAGCAAUUGCUGUUAAAAUCCCUAACGAUUAGUGGUGGUCAGCGAAACUUCAACCAGCUGUUACUUCAGCCAGCUCCUAGCGCAACAAAUAAGGUUGGUUCAGUGCGCGGAUAUAAAAAAUUUGGACACAAAGAAGAACCUACACCACGGCUAACGAGAUAUUUUCAUAUAUUUGUUGGCACACUGUUCUUCAUAACUAUAUUGGACUGGAAGAGAAUAAAGCGCGCCAUAAUGCCGAAAGUUGAUGCCGACGCACCAAAGCCUAAAGAUAUUCCGCAGAAAAAUAAAGUAAAGAAUAAUGAUGAUAGCGAUGCAGAAGAAUCGGAUGGUAAAGAUGAACCUGCUAUUUGCAAGGAAAGGCGUGGUGCCAAGGAAAAAAUGGGUUUUCGUGAACGCAAGAUUAUCGAAUACGAAAAUCGUAUACGUCAAUUUUCGACACCUGAUAAGGUGUUCCGUUAUUUUGCCACUAUACAAGUACCGACAUCCGAUGAUCGUUAUGAAAUCUUUAUGACUCCACAAGACUUUCUAACUAGCAUGACGCCAGGCAUGAAGCAACCAGAGGGUUUGGGACUUGACCAAUAUCGCCGUUAUGAUCCGAAGGAUGUUGCUGAGUGUUUGAAGCUGCAUUUGGCAAAGGACAGCAUUUUCUACAAAUUGGGCUCCUUUGGUUUAAUUACCUUUUCGGACUACAUAUUCUUACUAACAGUGCUCUCAACUUCUCGUCGUCAUUUCGAAAUCGCUUUCCAAAUGUUCGACUUGAACGGUGAUGGCGAUGUGGACAGUGAAGAGUUUGAAAUGGUCGCCGAUUUGGUGCGUCAACAAUCCACCAUCGGCAUCAGGCAUCGUGAUCAUGCAGCUACCGGCAAUACAUUUAAGGGUGUGAACUCGGCGCUCACUCACUACUUCUUCGGCCCGAAUUUGGACCAGAAAUUAACCAUACAAAAGUUCAUACAAUUCCAAGCCCAACUGCAACGUGAAAUCCUAACGUUGGAAUUCGAGCGCAAAACUCCGAAUAGUGAGGGUCUGAUAACGGAGGUGGACUUCGCUGAGCUACUGGUGGCCUAUGCUGGCUAUUCGCAUAAGAAGAAGUCACGCAAGUUGAAGCGUGUCAAGCGUAAAUUCAAGGAUAACAAUUUGGGUAUCUCCAAAAAAGAUUAUCUCGAUUUCUUUCACUUCUUGAAUAAUAUUAACGAUGUGGACACCGCACUGACGUUCUAUCACAUUGCGGGCGCAUCGAUUGAUCAGGCUACACUCAAACAUGUGGCCAAAACUGUGGCUAUGGUGGAUCUAAGAGAUCAUGUGAUCGAUGUCAUAUUCACGAUUUUCGACGAAGACAACGAUAAUCAGCUGAGUAAUCGCGAGUUCGUGGCUGUGAUGAAGAAUCGCUUGCAGCGUGGUUUGGAAAAGUCGAAGGACACCGGUUUCAUCAAAAUGAUGCGCUCGAUGUUGAAAUGUGCCAAGGAAACAAAGCCGGUGCUUUUGGAUCUUUAAACGAGGAAAAAAGAUUUAGAGAAUUAUUCAACGACUGCGCUUUCUAAAAGCUCACCACUUUUAGUUAAUUAUGAAUAUUUACCAUUUGUGUACACUUCCUAUUUACUAAACCAGUUUCUAUAAAUAGUUAAUCUUAACAUAACCUAGAAUUAUACUUUUUUAUUUAAUUUGUUUGUUCGAUAAUAAAUAUGCAAUGCAAUCGCGUUAAA
Bactrocera dorsalis (oriental fruit fly) is the source of this 1918-nucleotide messenger RNA. RefSeq names its product calcium uptake protein 1 homolog, mitochondrial (gene MICU1). NCBI's taxonomy places the organism in Eukaryota, Metazoa, Arthropoda, Insecta, Diptera, Tephritidae. Gene Ontology annotation, cellular component: uniplex complex. The transcript is spliced from 9 exons. The record is from RefSeq and is a predicted model, not a curated record. Bases 168 to 1709 code for a protein of 513 amino acids. Gene Ontology annotation, biological process: mitochondrial calcium ion homeostasis; calcium import into the mitochondrion. Gene Ontology annotation, molecular function: calcium ion binding.